AUGGCUGGUAAGAGACCAUAUGAAAAAAGUGUUCCGGCUCAGUACAUGAAGCAGUUAGCUAGAGGAAUCACGAAACUGAAUAACAGAAUUGAGGAUGAUGUCAGUGAAAUGUGUGGGGAGGUCUUAAAACCAUUUAGAGAAGACUACAAGAAAAAAAUAGAAAGUGAGGAAUCAACACACGAAUUAGACAUUUGUUUAAGAGAUAUCCUCCGCAGCUUAACAAUCCACCUGCACUUUCACUGCGGAGUAGCAGAGUCGUCGAUGACGGAGACGGAGAGAGAACUCGCUAAAUUUGAAUCUGAUCUGAAUCUAAUAUCGAACCAGGAAGAAGAAAAUCAGGAGGAAGAAAAUCAGGAGGGGGAAAACCAGAAGAAGGAAAAGGUUCUAGAAUUUGUUAUCGACCCCGGAAGCUUACUCUUGGAAAUGUUCAGUGUUUACACACUCGCGGAAACGCCAGAUGAUGACAAAGGAACUGAAGCUCAUGCCGACCGUGUUUUUGAACUCGCAAACUACUGGUUAACGAAACUUGAAAGAGGAAACACCUUCAAGCCCAAAGUGUUAGCAAAGAUUUCACUCGAUAACAAGCAUUUUAUUGGGUCUUCAAUAGCAGUUAGUCAUUUCUUAAGGCCUAUCUGCUUGUAUAACAGAAUUAUCCGUCUGAAACGGACUCUUAGAAAGAAAAUUUUACAUUUUGCUCCUCUGAAACUAGAGAAAACGGGAUGGAUUUUUAAAGCAUUUCAACAGAAAAGCGACGACGACGAAUAUCGUUCCGAAAAAGAUACCUGUAAAAACUGUAAAAUGAUCUUCUUUGGUGAUUGUUGGGGAGAGGGACAUUCCACAUUUCUUGGAGCAUGCGCAGAGUACUGUGCUGUUAACGAGCUUCUUCCUCCUGAGGAAACUUCACAAGAUUCCGAUGAUAAAGAGGACUUUCCCCUUCUGAAAAGAAACUUAUCUCGAUGUUCACUUCUUUUCGAAGGCUUUAGGGACAUAUCAAAAAAAUGCAUUGAUUCAUAUGAUCCAGAAAAUAUUGACGAGAAAUUGCUAAAUGAAGUGUAUUGGAAAGUAAUAUAUAAAUUGCACAUUUUUGGUCUUAAACCAGAAUGUAAUCCUUGCUUUUAA
Molecule: messenger RNA, 1119 nt
Organism: Pocillopora verrucosa
Lineage: Eukaryota; Metazoa; Cnidaria; Anthozoa; Scleractinia; Pocilloporidae
Source: RefSeq, a predicted model, not a curated record